AUAAUGAAUACAGAAUAGGGAUAGUGAGUGGAGUUUGAAGGAAGAAGAUGGGGUUAACAGUGAAAGCGAUGCCACAGAUACGAUUCUCACUCCCAAUCUCAGUCUCAAAUAAGAGCAAUUGCAUUUGCAGGUUUUCCAUAACAGCAACAAGCUCCACCAACACCACUCUCACUCACUCUCACACUACAACUCCAACUCCUAAACCCAAACCAAAGUCCCCGCUCAAGAAGAGGAAGAGAUAUCGGAAGUUGUAUCCCGGAGAAACCACCGGCAUCACCGAAGAGAUGAGGUUCGUCGCCAUGAGACUCCGCAACGACGCCGUUUCCCACGACCAACCGAAUUUCGACGAGUGGCACGCCUCCAUGGAAGGCUUCAUCGCUUACCUUGUUGACACUCACCUCAUCUUCGCCACUCUCCAGCGCAUCGUCGACGAAUCUGACGACGUUUCGUAUGCAUACAUGAGGAAAACUGGGUUGGAAAGAUCAGAAGGGCUUUCGAAGGAUCUGAAAUGGUUGGAGGAACAGGGAAAUGUGAUUCCAAAUCCCAGUUCUCCUGGGAUUACAUAUGCCAAAUAUUUGGAGUCACUUGCAGAGACAAGUGCACCUUUGUUUCUAUCCCAUUUCUACAAUAUUUAUUUUUCUCAUAUAGCUGCUGGUCAGGUGAUUGGAAAGAAGGUUUCUGAGAAGCUAUUGGAAGGUAAGGAGUUGGAGUUUUACAAAUGGGAAGGAGAUGUGCCUGAAUUGUUGAAAGAUGUCCGCGAUAAGCUGAACCAGCUUUCCGAGCAUUGGUCUCGAGAUGAAAAGAAUAGAUGUUUAAAAGAAACUCCAAAGUCAUUCCGGUUUAUGGGACAGAUUAUCCUUCUUCUUGUCUCAUAAAUGGACAUUUUGUUCUCCUUUUCUUUUCCGAACUUCUCUGCCUUCUUUGAUGGUAAGUUUUCUAAUAUUUCCUUUUCUUUCUUUUAACUUCUCAGGUUCGUGGCUUUUAAUUGAUCCGGUGUAUGACUUUGAUGGGACAGAUUAUUCUUCUUGUGUCAUAAAAUAAACAAUUUAGUUCUUUUACAUAAAAUCAUUAUUAUGAGUGUGUAUUCAGUCCCUAAACCCUAAAUUGGUUUAGUGUGAAGCAAACUGUUCUCAAAAAGUGAUCCGGUUUGGAUUUUUCUAAACGGUGUGUUUUUUCGCACACUAUGUAAGGAACCAAAACAAAUAGUUAUCAAUGUUAUAGAUCCUUAAUAUUAGGGCUAAAAUGAUUGAUAAUUGUUAACUUUGAAAGACUACUUUUUUCUCAUAAAUUUUUAAACUAAAAUGACUGGUGAUUAUAAGUCUAGGGAUUAUUUGAUGGUUUUCUCUGACUAUUACUAUUAUCAUGUCUCAUCACUACACUAGUUUCUAUGUUUUGUAGCUUCCUGGCCAAGGUGCCAUACACCUUUGAUGGAUUUGCAGUCUUUUUUAUAGGAUUUUUGAAGGGCAUAGCACAAGGGAGAGAGACUCGUUUUUUUUUUUUUUUUUCAAUUAGAGAUGUAGCAUAGUAGGAACUACCUCAGGUUCAUGAAUCUGUCUUAAUGAAAUACUAAUGCCUUCCCUCAUAUUGUAUCCAUAAUUUUCUACCAUUCUUUUUCUGUACCUGUUAUUUAAUACAUUUUUUUUAACAAUGCUUGAAAAUCAUUGUAAUUUAAAUACUAUUCGGUUAUGAAAGUUUCAUUUUAGACAUUCA
Molecule: messenger RNA, 1710 nt
Organism: Vigna unguiculata (cowpea)
Lineage: Eukaryota; Viridiplantae; Streptophyta; Magnoliopsida; Fabales; Fabaceae
Gene: HO2
Product: heme oxygenase 2
Biological process (GO): heme oxidation; phytochromobilin biosynthetic process
Molecular function (GO): heme oxygenase (decyclizing) activity
Source: RefSeq, a predicted model, not a curated record